This is a messenger RNA of Pneumocystis jirovecii RU7, 834 nucleotides long. RefSeq names its product tRNA (carboxymethyluridine(34)-5-O)-methyltransferase. The coding region runs from base 67 to 768 and encodes 233 amino acids. Lineage: Eukaryota; Fungi; Ascomycota; Pneumocystomycetes; Pneumocystales; Pneumocystaceae. The record is from RefSeq and is a predicted model, not a curated record. The transcript is spliced from 3 exons. Gene Ontology annotation, biological process: tRNA wobble uridine modification. Gene Ontology annotation, molecular function: S-adenosylmethionine-dependent methyltransferase activity; tRNA binding. Gene Ontology annotation, cellular component: cytoplasm; nucleus.
GUGACAUUCACGUGACAUAUACUCAGCCCACGCAGUCGACCGAGCAGAGCAGUCAGUGUCAGAUUGAUGAGCGAUCCACAGAACACAUCCGAUACACAAUAUACAGAGUAUGCUGGGCAGCAUGAGGCCAUACAGCACGAACAGAAGCAUGUUCACGACGUUUAUCAGGCAAUUGCACCGGGUUUCUCAGCAACACGCCGGAAGCCGUGGCCUUCCGUUGUGAAUUUUCUUAUGAAGCAGCCAAAAGGUGCACUUGGGCUUGAUAUUGGCUGUGGCAAUGGCCGCCAUCUCUCUGUACGCUCAGACAUCAUUCUUAUUGGCCUCGACAGAUGCGAGGCGCUAGUGCGUCGGACGGUUAGUGCGUCGAACACAGACGUGCUCGUUGGCGACGGGUUGUCAGUGCCAAUGAGACCGAUAUUUGAUUUUUGCUUGUCAAUUGCAGUGAUUCACCACUUUUCAACGGAAACACGGCGAAUUGCAGCAUUACGUGCAUUAUUAGAAGUACUUCGGCCAGGAGGAAGUGCGUAUAUAGUUGUAUGGGCGCUGGAACAAGCAGAUUCUCGCCGAGGAUGGGAUGCAAAUGACAAACAAGACAUCUUUGUACCAUGGAAAAGAAACGAAGGAAAAGGUUCAUCAGAACAUAAAGAACGGUAUUAUCAUUUAUUUCGAAGUGGAGAACUUGAAAGAUGUAUUCGUACAGCCGGCGGCACGGUUAUUGCUAGCGGUUUCGAGCGUGAUAAUUGGUGGGCACAAAUGGGGAAAUUUUGAGGGUUAAAAAAAAAUAAAAAGAAAAUAUAGUAGAAUUAACAGAAAAGAAGCAGAAAUACCUAAAAU